Pungitius pungitius (ninespine stickleback) is the source of this 1474-nucleotide messenger RNA. RefSeq names its product ras-related C3 botulinum toxin substrate 1-like. Lineage: Eukaryota; Metazoa; Chordata; Actinopteri; Perciformes; Gasterosteidae. The coding region runs from base 313 to 891 and encodes 192 amino acids. Gene Ontology annotation, biological process: regulation of actin cytoskeleton organization; small GTPase-mediated signal transduction; motor neuron axon guidance. Gene Ontology annotation, molecular function: GTP binding; protein kinase binding; GTPase activity. Gene Ontology annotation, cellular component: cytoplasmic vesicle; cytoskeleton; dendritic spine. The record is from RefSeq and is a predicted model, not a curated record. The transcript has 6 exons.
CGUCAUGAAAUUCUCGGGUGCAGCAGCUUCUAAACUGUGGGCGUUUUUUUUUUUCCUUUCCUCAAUCUUUUUUCUUUUCGGGGUGUUGCCUGCCUGGAAGUUUCGCCGGUUUGUCGCAAGAGAAACAGAAACGGACUUUUUCUAAUAACCACAACAUUCAUCAACUUUGUCCGCAUUCGAGGACCUCCCCGCGCACUUUGUUCGUACUUCUCAGCCAACUGCUCUCGACUUGUUUUACUUUAGCCGCCGUUAGCUCGCUAAGCUAACCGGGGAUUGAGCUGCUGUAGCCUUUGCUAGCGAGACGGACGUCCGAUGCAGGCCAUUAAGUGUGUGGUGGUGGGGGACGGGGCUGUGGGUAAAACAUGCCUGCUCAUCAGCUACACUACCAAUGCCUUCCCUGGAGAGUACAUCCCCACCGUCUUCGACAACUACUCUGCAAAUGUGAUGGUUGAUGGGAAACCAGUGAACCUGGGCCUGUGGGAUACGGCGGGGCAGGAAGACUACGACCGGCUGCGGCCUCUGUCCUACCCUCAGACGGAUGUUUUCCUGAUUUGCUUUUCCCUCGUCAGUCCGGCCUCCUUUGAAAACGUCCGUGCCAAGUGGUACCCUGAGGUGAGACACCACUGCCCAAACACACCCAUCAUCCUGGUGGGCACCAAGCUGGACCUGAGAGACGACAAGGACACUAUUGAAAAACUGAAGGAGAAGAAGCUCUCUCCGAUCACGUACCCUCAGGGCUUGGCCAUGGCGAAAGAAAUAAGUUCGGUGAAGUACCUGGAGUGCUCCGCCCUGACGCAGCGCGGCCUCAAGACGGUGUUCGACGAAGCCAUCCGAGCGGUCCUGUGCCCCCCGCCCACCAAGCAGAGGAGGAGGAAGUGCAGAAUAUUUUAAGGGACUACGGGGGGGGGGGGAGGAGAGGACGGGUGGUCCCAAAUAUCUUUUCACCCCUCGUGUCCUUGCUCACGUAGAAGCUCCGGUAGUUGGUACUUUGAGUUUCCACUUGUUCACUUGCAUCUGUUUAGUUUGACGUAAAUACAUUGAUUUUUGUUAAGGCCUUUGGGGAAUGUGAGGGGGGGGGGGGGGUUGUAAUCUGGGGGUUGAUUUAAGGAGGAUUUUAUAAGAAGUCAAAUGUGUCAUUUUCCUCACACACUACAGACAAACAUUACUAGAGUGGUUUUAUCAUGAAAGGACUCCGAGUGGAGGAGGUCCUGCACUCGUCUCCUACACACUAAGAUUCCUGCUGCCUUGGUGACACUAGUUUGAGAGGAGAAAUGUGGUUUGGAAGCUCCGAUGUCGUCUCUUUAUCGCCAUGCCAGCUGUGGUUUAGUUUACACGCGUCAUCUGGCUGGACUGAGGUGUUGCCAAGAUUCCCUCAAUGGUUCCCUUCUGUAGUCACUUCAGGAAACUACAAGGCCUUUUUUCUGUUUUGUAUCAUCAUACGGCCGAGCAGCAAAAGAUGACUUUUUACAAUUGU